AUGUGGCUGCUGGUGGCGGUUGUGCUGGCCCUCGUGGUGGCCGCCAUCUUCUUCUUGGGCUUGGGAUCGAAGGGUGAUGGCAGUGUGGUUGCCCGACCAACCAUGCCCUUCCUCCCGCCCCGCUUCGUCGUGCUCGCAUUCGCGUGGUUGCUCAACGCCCUCGCUACGUUGCGCGAUCGGGUGCUUCCGCCCGAGAUGAAGAUCAUCGAGAUGGUGCAUGCCCACUGGCAGACCCAGGCUCUCCACGCCGUCACCCGCCUGGGCAUCCCCGAAGCCAUUCCCCUCACCCUUCCCGCCGGCGCCAAAGCCUGGCCGUCAGUGGAGAGUGUGGCCGAGCGAGUUGGCGCCAAGGACGUGGACCUGCUGUACCGCACGCUCCGCCUGUUGGCCUCGGUGGGCGUGUUCAGGGAGUUCCCCGGACGUCGCUUCUCGCACACGCCUUCCUCGGCUCUCCUCCGGGCAGAUCACCCCGCCACCGCCAAGUCCACCGUUUCGUGCUGGGCGCAGUCGCACUACAACGGCUGGCGUGGUCUCCACCACCAGAUCGCCACCGGCGAGAUGGCGUUCAUGCACAUGCACGGGGGUAAGGACCUCUGGCAGUACUACAAUGAGGACGAUAACAAGGAAGAGCUCACCAGCUUCCAGAAGAUGUUCGAUGAGAUCAGCCGCACGAUGACGGGUCCCCUUGUGUGGGACUUCGAUUGGGAGCGGGUGGCCAAGGAUGUUGGCCGUAGUAAGGACCUGGUGGUGGCUGACGUGGGCGGCGGACUCGGCGGCGUUCUCGCCAUGGUGCUCGAGGCACUCCCCCAGGCCAAGGGCAUCUUGUUCGACCAGUCGACAGUGAUCGAGCGGGCCAAGAGCUCCGAGCGAUGGACCCAGGGUCCGCUCCAGGAGCGCAUCGCCUUCGAAUCCGGCAGCUUCUUGAACCGGGUUCCCUCGGCCGACAUCUACGUCAUGCGGAUGAUCCUGCACGAUUGGCCCGACGAUGUGUGCGUGAAGAUCCUCGAGAACGUACGCAGGGCGAUGAGACCCAACGGUCGGCUCAUCGUAGUCGACAGCUUGCUCGCGCCUGAAGGUCAAUACACCAGGCAGGUCCCUGUGAGCGUGGAGUUGCAGGACCUGCACAUGGCGGUGAUGCUCAACGGCAAGGAGCGCAGCGAGGUCCAGUUCCGCGAGGUGUUCGAAGCCGCCGGCUUCCGCAUGCUGAGCGUCACUCACACUCGCGGCAUCUUCCACCUCGUCGAAGGCGCUGUCGCUCAGUGA
Acanthamoeba castellanii str. Neff is the source of this 1263-nucleotide messenger RNA. RefSeq names its product Omethyltransferase domain containing protein. Lineage: Eukaryota; Discosea; Longamoebia; Acanthamoebidae. The record is from RefSeq and is a predicted model, not a curated record. Gene Ontology annotation, molecular function: O-methyltransferase activity. The transcript has 9 exons. Bases 1 to 1263 code for a protein of 420 amino acids.